AUGGCGGCGGCUGCGUGGCUUCGGCUAGUGCCUGUCACUCUUAUUCUUCUCGGGACGUUGCCAUCCCCGCUGUCUCUUCCCAGCGUGGGGCCAGGACCAGCCGCCGCCGCUGAGAGAUCCAAGUGGCAUGUCCCAGUGCACUUGAAAAAGAAGUAUUUUAGUUUUGGAAAGAUCCUCUUCAACAAUACCACUAUCUUCCUGAAAUUUGAAGGAGAACCUUGUGAUCCAUCUUUGAGUUUCAAUGUGACCUGGUACUUGCGUUACUGUAACUGUUACAAUGAAGUCUUCAACUUUGUGGAUGAACAAGCAGAAGCUUAUUUUGGAAGCACUAAGGAGGAACGUAAUGGUUGGCCUGGGUCCUAUGAAAUGUUACCAAGUUUGUUCCAGAAUUACAGUGAACUCUUUAAACCACAGAGUUUUUCUGGUGAUUUUGUGCAUCCAGUGGUACUAUCAGGAGGAAAACAAGAGGCUAGGUACAAUGGAACAAACCAUACAGCUGUUGUAGAGAAGCUUGCAACAAAUGGUGCUAUUAAAACUUGGCAAGAUGGGCCAUAUAUCUUCAUUGUUCAGAUUGGGAUUUCAUAUUCAAAGGACUCUUUGAAAGAAAUGCCACAAAAUCAACUUUUUACCAUGACGGUGGAAGUGAAGGGUCCCUAUGAAUAUCUCUCUCUUGCAGAGUAUCCCCUUAUGAUUUUCUUCAUGGUGAUGUGUAUCGUGUAUGUCCUAUUUGGGGUUUUGUGGCUGGCGUGGUCUGCUUGUUACUGGCGAGAUCUCCUGAGAAUUCAGUUUUGGAUUGGUGCCGUUAUCUUUCUGGGGAUGCUAGAGAAGGCAGUCUUCUAUGCAGAAUUCCAGAACAUUCGCUACAAAGGAGAGUCUGUCCAAGGUGCCCUGAUUCUUGCAGAGCUGCUCUCGGCAGUGAAACGAUCGCUGGCUCGGACUCUGGUCAUCAUAGUCAGUCUGGGCUAUGGGAUAGUCAAGCCUCGCCUUGGAGUCACUCUUCACAAAGUCGUGGUGGCAGGAGCUCUCUAUCUCUUGUUCUCUGGCAUGGAAGGUGUCCUCAGAGUUACUGGGGCCCAGACUGACCUUGCUUCCUUGGCCUUUAUCCCCCUGGCUUUCCUAGACACUGCCCUGUGCUGGUGGAUAUUCAUCAGCCUAACUCAGACAAUGAAGCUCUUAAAACUUCGGAGGAACAUUGUGAAACUAUCUCUGUAUCGCCAUUUCACCAACACUCUCAUCUUAGCAGUUGCCGCAUCUAUUGUUUUCAUCAUCUGGACUACCAUGAAGUUCAGGCUAGUGGAUUGUCAAUCGGACUGGCAGGAGCUGUGGGUGGAUGAUGCCAUCUGGAGGUUGCUAUUCUCGAUGAUCCUAUUUGCCAUCAUGGUUCUGUGGAGACCAUCUGCAAACAACCAAAGGUUUGCUUUUUCACCAUUGUCUGAAGAAGAGGAAGAUGAUGAACAGAAAGAACCCAUGCUGAAAGAAAGCUUUGAAGGAAUGAAAAUGAGAAGCACAAAACAAGAACCAAAUGGAAAUACUAAAGUUAAUAAAGCUCAAGAAGAUGAUUUGAAGUGGGUAGAAGAAAAUGUUCCUUCUUCUGUGACUGAUGUAGCACUUCCAGCCCUUCUAGAUUCUGAUGAGGAAAGAAUGAUCACGCAUUUUGAAAGAUCCAAGAUGGAAUGAAGAAUGGAAGGUUUUCAGGGUAGAGUUUGUUAGCAUCAGGGAAGAGAUCAGCAAUUGUGUCAGAUUUCUGCUACUACCCCACUGGCUCAAAGAAGGCCAGCAACAUACUCCUGAUAUGUUCCUUGAUCUUUGUGCAUUAGAGUUGCAGAGAGAGAGAGAGAGAGAGAG
Molecule: messenger RNA, 1845 nt
Organism: Gracilinanus agilis (Agile Gracile Mouse Opossum)
Lineage: Eukaryota; Metazoa; Chordata; Mammalia; Didelphimorphia; Didelphidae
Gene: TMEM87A
Product: transmembrane protein 87A
Exons: 20
Coding region: 1-1677 (558 amino acids)
Biological process (GO): retrograde transport, endosome to Golgi
Cellular component (GO): Golgi apparatus; Golgi cisterna membrane
Source: RefSeq, a predicted model, not a curated record